This is a messenger RNA of Effrenium voratum, 1818 nucleotides long. The record is from the annotation of a GenBank genome assembly. NCBI's taxonomy places the organism in Eukaryota, Dinophyceae, Suessiales, Symbiodiniaceae.
AUGCUGACACAGGAAAACACCAACACCGAUGUGGUGCCGGGACCGGGUCCCGAUGCCAGCCUGCUGCUCGUCGAUGACGAUGCGCCCUUUGUGCGCCGGCUCGGCCGCGCGAUGGAAAGCCGGGGCUUUGCCGUGGAAAUGGCCGAAUCGGUCGCCGAGGGGCUUGCCCGCGUUGAAGCCGCGCCGCCCGCCUAUGCGGUUGUCGACAUGCGGCUCGAGGAUGGCAACGGUCUCGAUGUCAUCAAGGCGCUGCACGCCAAGCGGCCCGAGGCCCGCGCGAUCGUCCUGACCGGCUAUGGCAACAUCGCGACCGCCGUCAAUGCCGUCAAACUGGGCGCGAUCGACUAUCUGGCCAAGCCCGCCGAUGCCGACGAUGUCUACAAUGCGCUGACCGUCGCGCCGGACGGCACCCCGCCGCCGCCGGAAAACCCGAUGUCGGCCGACCGGGUGCGGUGGGAGCAUAUCCAGCGCGUCUAUGAGAUACGGCGCGCCGGCUCAACAUGCAUCGCCGCACAUUGCAGCGCAUCCUCGCUAAGCGCGCGCCGCGCUGAUCACGGUCCGGCGAAGCCGCUCGGCGGCAAACCGCGCGAACCGCAGCGUGACCGCCUUGCGCCGCGCCGGCGCAAGCCUGUGCUCCGGGGCAUCGGCAACGAUGGCGGCGCCGUGCCCGUCGGCGCGGAUGAACCCGCAAUCGUCGGGAAAAAGAUGCUGCGGCACGUCGGGCAGCGUUGCAAAGAACAGACGGUCGCAAUAGUCCCGAUAUCCCGGCCAUUUGGCAUCGGCCAUCAUGUCCUCGGGCGAGGAUUUGAUCUCGACGAUGACGAUGCCGCCGUCGGGAGCCAGAGCGACAAGAUCGGCGCGGCGGCCGCUGGCCAGCGUCAUUUCCGGAACCGUCGCCAACCCCAUUUCCCGCAGCAGGAUCUGAACGCCCCGCCGCACCGUCAGGGCGCGCGCCGAUUGCCGGCCAUCGGCCAGCGGAUUAAUCGAUACGGCGGAAACAAGCGGCAUUUGAUCCCGUCACGGCGGACUAUGACGUUGCGUCAACUGUGGUGCGUCGGUGACACUGUGUGCCAAAGCGCACAGACCUGCAAGAUUACGGGGGGCCAUCCUUGCACGCGGUUCAAAGCUUCAUGUAACGUUGGAUUAACCAUGUGGGGCGAAAAAACCCCGGGGCUGUUGGGUUUGAGGGACAUCAUGCAAAGACGAGCUUUUCUGGGUGGAUUCGCCGCGAUCGCCGCAACCGGGCUUGCCGGCUGUUCGGCCACCAAUUCGAACUAUUUCGCCAAUGCCUAUGCGGGCAUGCCGGACGGCGAAUACACGCUGCCGAAAAUCCCGGUUUCGAAAGUGCCUGAGGAGUUCCGCCGCCAGGUCGUCGAUUACGAGACGCGGCAUCGGCCCGGCUCGAUCAUCGUCGACACGCCGAACCGGCAUCUUUAUCUUGUCCAGGAAGACGGCAAGGCGCUGCGCUACGGCAUCGGCGUGGGCCGCGACGGGUUCCGCUGGUCGGGCACGGCCAAGGUGGGCUGGAAGCGCCGCUGGCCGACAUGGACACCGCCGGCGGCGAUGAUCCGGCGCCAGCCGGAACUGGCAAAAUAUCGCGGCGGCAUGGAGCCUGGCCUGACCAAUCCGCUGGGCGCGCGCGCGCUUUAUCUGACGCGCGGCGGCCGCGACACCGGCUAUCGUCUGCACGGCACGCCGGAAUGGUGGUCGAUCGGCAACGCCGUCUCGUCGGGCUGCAUCCGCCUUAUGAACCAGGACAUUGUCGACCUUUACAACCGCGUCGAGCCCGGCGCGAAGGUUGUCGUCCUCCAGGGCUGA